AUGCUUCAGAUUUGGGGACUCGUUCUCUUCUAUGGCCUGCUCACACAGAGUUCAGCCCAACUUGAAGCCAUCCCUGUGCAUCCUCCUAAUGUCCUGAACAGCCCUGGGUCUCUUACCCAACCAGAUCUCCUCUCAGGCUUAUUAGGUGGUCUAACAAAUGGACUUCACAAAGCAAAUGUGCUUGGUAUUCUCCAAAAUCUUCCCAUCUUGGAUACCCUGAAAUCUGUGGGAGGUUCAUCAGGAGGUCUCAUUGGAGGUUUACUACCCAAACUAACCUCAAUAAUUCCAGGACUACAGGAUUUAAUUUCGAUCAAUGUCACCAAUCCUGUCCUCCUGGAACUCGGGCUAGAACAAUCUCCUGAUGGACACCGACUUUUUGUAACGAUCCCUCUUGGAAUGGUCCUGGAACUGAAAACAUUCCUGACUGGUGAACUUCUUAAGCUGGAUGUUAAACUGAAUAUCAUAGUGGAAGUCAUCGCAGUGAGAGAUAAAGAUGGAAAAAUCCACUUGGUUAUUGGGGAUUGUAAGCAUGACCCUGGCAGCUUAAAAAUCACUCUUCUGGAAGGGGUUGCACCAUCUCUAUUGCAAGAACUUAUAAACACAGUGACAAAAACUCUGAUUGAACAACUUCCACAUCUAAUUCAGAAAGAAAUCUGCCCUCUGCUUAAUGAGAUCCUCGGUAAUCUGGAUGUUACCUUGAUACAUGAUGUGGCUGAACUAUUAAUCCAUGGACUUACACUGCAUCUUAAAUUGUAAACUUUCUCAAAAGAGACCAAUCCUAUCUUCAAGUAGGACCCCCAACAGAAGAGACCAGGGCUCCUGUGUUGGAUUUGCACUAGAUGAGAUAAAACACACUUGAUUUACUGGUGUCCAUGAAGUUUCUCUUCCCUACACCUGGAUCCAUUCUCCACAUCUGAAGCUUCUUUGUGGGCAUCCUGUUCUUUUUUCUGAAUUUUCCUUAUAAUAAACUUCUCCCUAUCCCUGCA
This is a messenger RNA of Antechinus flavipes (yellow-footed antechinus), 986 nucleotides long. RefSeq names its product BPI fold-containing family A member 1-like. Gene Ontology annotation, molecular function: lipid binding. The transcript is spliced from 8 exons. The coding region runs from base 1 to 756 and encodes 251 amino acids. NCBI's taxonomy places the organism in Eukaryota, Metazoa, Chordata, Mammalia, Dasyuromorphia, Dasyuridae. The record is from RefSeq and is a predicted model, not a curated record.